Messenger RNA from Cornus florida, 1290 nucleotides. RefSeq names its product probable E3 ubiquitin-protein ligase RHA4A. The coding region runs from base 211 to 726 and encodes 171 amino acids. The transcript has 3 exons. The record is from RefSeq and is a predicted model, not a curated record. NCBI's taxonomy places the organism in Eukaryota, Viridiplantae, Streptophyta, Magnoliopsida, Cornales, Cornaceae.
AGGCUUCUAUUGCUGGCUCUUUUAUUAAAAGUAACAUUUUUAGUGAGUGUUCAUAGUUCCUCUUCUCAUUCUUACAAAUAUCCUUCAACCUCUCCCUCUGUGUGUGUGUGUGUGUGUGCACCCAUUGAUGCUUAGUCACCAUAAAUACACUCAACAAGGCCAUUGGACCUCUCCUGUAUCACUGAAUUCUCCUAAAAAUCAGUGUUUUUGAUGGGCACUCUUCCUCAAUCUCCAAGCCCUCCUCACUUAUAUUCACAAGCACUCCAAUUAAAGCUUUACCAAGCUUUCAUAUUUUCAAUCCCAAUCCUCUUCUCCAUUAUUUUGUUUUUGUUGUUUUAUUUGUUCUACCUCAAGAGGAGGGCUUAUUCAGUACCUCCACCAAUUCUUCCAACCACUUUGAAUCAAGCCUCCCCUUGUAUUCCUUCAACUUUUGAGACUGGUUUGAAAGGAGAACUCAAAGACAGGCUUGCUAUAGUCUUGUUUGAUGAAAAUCUGAAGGCAAGGGAUCCACUAUGUUGUGUUUGCCUGGGAGAAUUUGAGAUCAAACAGGAGCUGCACCAAGUGCCAUCAUGCAAACACCUCUUCCACGUCGAUUGCAUUCACCACUGGCUUCACUCCAACACCACUUGCCCACUUUGUAGAUGCUCUGUUGUGCCUACUGCUACCAAACUCGAUCAUUCCCAGCCGCGGCAAGCUAUUGAACCAGACAUUGCAGCCUCAGGAUGACCAUAUGUGUGUGUGUGUGUGUGUGUGUAACCCCCAAGCAGCACCAAUAGAAUAGCAAAUUGCAACAAGUUAUCUGUGUUUGCUCAAGAAAUCAACUGCAGAUGAUACUAAUGGAAUUAAGGAUCACUUGACGUUCUUAGUAUCCAAAAGCUAAAUUCAUGAACCUAAGUGAUGCCUAGAAUUAUUCAAGUUGAAAUGAAAUGGUUUCUAAUACUCUCAUAUGCAUAAUUGCAUAACAUAUAUUCUUUUAAGCUCUUACCUCUGUCAAAACCUUUUGUGGUAGUGGCUGUUUAAGGAUUAUUAGGUUUGUCAUGCACAAAUUCUAAGCGUGUAUAAGUAGAAGUGUACCUCUAUGCGCGUCUUAAAAUGAAAACCCUGGACAUCGAUCAAGAUUUUUUUUUUAUGUGUUCAACUUGUAAGAAUACACUUGCUGUGUUGUCCGAGUGAUUAGGUUGUCUGUUCAAGCCUUUUACCCUUUGCUCUCCUCACCGCUAACCCUUAACAUUAUUGUCAUUAAAUACAAAAUAAAAAUAAAAAAACUUGUAAGAACACCUGUUGAAGGAA